AUGAUACGAACCAAUAGAUUCCCGCAUAUAAUUUCUCGGAUGGACCGGAAUCGGGACAAUUUGCGUAUAACAUAUGAAGAAUGGAAUCUUGCCAUUUCACCAUUGCAAAUUGUUCGUGGACUUGCAGCUUUGCAUAUAUUAGCUGAUGGCAAAUGCAAAAUUAAACUUGCUAAAUUAAUUUCGAAAGCUUUAUUUGGUGUAAUUGAAGUUCUUGGGAAAACUGUACAUGAAGAUUUGAAUGAUCUUUGCAUCAAUUACUUGAAAUCAUUAUCAAAAGGAGCAAUACAAAUAUAUUUUGAAGAAAAUGAUUUGUUAAAAUUUGAUAAUGAAUUAGUGGAAUAUAUUGAAAAAUAUUACGGUACAGAGUCUCGAGAAGCGGAAAUGAUCGAAUUUGAAAUGGAUGAAAGGAUGAAGAAAGAAGUGAUACAAACAAUGUGCUUCCAAAUGAAUCCUAAUGGACAAACACUCGUAAAUGAAAUGAAUAAAAAUAUUAAAGAAGCAAGUCAAGGAAUCGUGGAAUAUGUUGUACGUCAAGAUUUGAAACCAAAACAAAAAACACGUUUAGUACUAAUAACAACAUUUAAUUCGACAUUCUAUUGGAAACCACCGGGUCAAAUACAGGAAGUGGAGACAUUUUUUUAUGAAACGUAUGAGAAAAUUACGCAAACACGUAGCAUUAUAAAAGGAUAUCGAUGUGAUGGCUUAUUUCGUACAUGCCUUACCAAUGAUGGUAUACGUGUCCUCGAAUUAGAUUCUGAAAUUGAUGAUCUUAAAAUGUACCUUUUUCAACCACAAAUGCUAUUUUCAAAUGAUUUCCUGAAAUCAUUAGAUGGUAAACAACUACGACAUUAUAUCGAUCAAAUAAGCCUAGAGCCAUUAAGACAAUCGGUUGUAAUUCCAUGUAUUUCGAUAAAUUCACCUGUUGGUUUACGAUCAGUAUUUGCAUCAUGUAAUCCAUUCUAUCAUUUUAUCUUCAAAAAUAAACAUCCACAAUUUCCGUAUCCAUGUAUCUCUCAAAUAUUUUCACCGGAUAAGGCCGAAUUUGGAAUGAUAUAUGGGAAAGGUUCACGGGAAAAUUAUGGUCCAAGUCAUAUAUAUCCACUUUGGGAUUAUUAUCAUAAAACUAAAAUGGUUGUAAAAAUUGGACGACCAGAAAUGACAAAAGAAAAUGAUGAUGAAAUGAAAGCAAUUACUUACAGUCAACGAAGUGAUUAA
This is a messenger RNA of Loa loa (African eye worm), 1215 nucleotides long. RefSeq lists its product as hypothetical. NCBI's taxonomy places the organism in Eukaryota, Metazoa, Nematoda, Chromadorea, Rhabditida, Onchocercidae. The transcript is spliced from 9 exons. The coding region runs from base 1 to 1215 and encodes 404 amino acids. The record is from RefSeq and is a predicted model, not a curated record.